AUGUCCCGGGCCACAAGUAAGAGCACUCUUCCCCAGGAUAACCCAAUCGGAUAUUCAGGGCUCAUACUGGUCCCCGGUACCAAGCCAACGCGCCCUUGGGUGAACAUACGACCAGAAGCCAAGAGUUCAGAGGAGAUUUCUUCAGAUGUCCCAUGCUCCGAUUUAUUCGAGGAAUGGAUUUGCGUUCCCGAAGAUAACAAGCCUUGUGAAUUAAUAAGCUCCGAGAUUAAUAUGAACGGCGGAAACAUGUCCAGCGUAAAGCCUUCUACUGUCAGCUCAAACGUCUCGACCCCUUCUACAUGUACACGUACAGGAGCCCUUCGUGAUUUAGUUCAAUAUGGCUCAAAUUCUGCUGGGGAAUCACAAAAAGGCCCCUUACCAAGUGGUCAAACCAGUGAUCAAGACUCUCAAGCCGCUGCUCUCAAAGUGGGAUACAAAACUCCGCUUGAUCAUGCUGUGGCCAGUCGGACACGAAACUCUCUGCCUGCGGAGGACGUAUUGAGGUACCAAUAG
Molecule: messenger RNA, 513 nt
Organism: Rhizoctonia solani
Lineage: Eukaryota; Fungi; Basidiomycota; Agaricomycetes; Cantharellales; Ceratobasidiaceae
Exons: 2
Coding region: 1-513 (170 amino acids)
Source: RefSeq, a predicted model, not a curated record